Nicotiana tabacum (common tobacco) is the source of this 1979-nucleotide messenger RNA. Lineage: Eukaryota; Viridiplantae; Streptophyta; Magnoliopsida; Solanales; Solanaceae. The record is from RefSeq and is a predicted model, not a curated record.
GAAUAGAUACACGGCACGAAGUCCAAAACAAAAGACACCCAUCGUGUGUGUGUGUGCGCGCGCGUAGUUAGUUGAUAGACCAAACUUAGCUCAGCUGGAUAUCGUAUGCUCCGAAACCAAUGGCUAAUACUACUCCCCCCAAUAUUACAAACUCCGUUGGUAUCGGAAUCCGAAUCCGAAUCCGCAGCAAUUUAACGCCCCGACCCGCCUCCAUGGCCGCAUCUUCAGCUCUGUCAACUGCUGUCCGAAUACCAACCGGUCUAUUUGUCAUCAACUCCGGUUCGAGUCGACGUGGAGCCGCUCGAGUUGACUCAUUUAACGGUCAUUUGACUCGCGGCCGCGCCGGUGCGACCUCUUUAUCAACUCGAGCCUCCUCAGCUGCCGCUGCAACCGUGGAGCCGGUAGAAACUAGUUCUUCAGCUCAGGGUAUUGAGAAUUUGGUUAUAAUAGGAUCAGGUCCAGCUGGAUAUACAGCAGCAAUUUAUGCUGCUCGGGCCAACUUGAAGCCUGUAGUGUUUGAGGGGUUUCAAGCAGGUGGUGUACCAGGAGGGCAGUUGAUGACAACAACUGAAGUAGAAAACUUUCCUGGAUUUCCUGAGGGGAUAACUGGCCCUGACUUAAUGGAUAGGAUGAGGCGACAAGCUGAGAGAUGGGGAGCUGAAUUGUAUCAGGAAGAUGUGGAAUUUAUUGAUCUGAAGAAUACUCCUUUUACUGUCCAAAGUAGUGAACGUAAGGUAAAGUGUCAUAGCCUUAUUGUGGCUACAGGAGCCAAUGCAAAAAGGUUGGGAUUGCCCCGUGAAGAUGAAUUUUGGAGCAGAGGAAUUAGUGCUUGUGCAAUUUGUGAUGGAGCAUCACCAAUUUUCAAGGGUCAGGUCCUUGCUGUUGUUGGAGGUGGUGAUACAGCUACAGAGGAAGCAAUAUACUUAACAAAGUAUGCACGCCAUGUCCAUUUACUUGUCCGCAAGGACCAACUAAGAGCAUCAAGGGCAAUGCAAGAUAGAGUUUUCAACAAUCCAAACAUCACUGUGCAUUUCAACACUGAGACCGUGGAUGUCGUCAGCAACCCUAAGGGCCAGAUGUCAGGAAUUUUGAUCAGAAAAGCUGAUACUGAGGAAGAAUCCGUGAUUGAGGCAAAAGGCUUGUUUUAUGGUAUAGGUCAUUCACCAAAUAGUCAACUGUUGGAAGGCCAAGUUGAACUUGAUAGCUCAGGCUACAUAUUGGUCAAGGAGGGAACGGCAAACACUUCUGUGGAAGGUGUAUUUGCAGCUGGAGAUGUACAGGAUCAUGAAUGGAGGCAAGCCAUCACUGCAGCUGGCUCAGGAUGUGUAGCUGCUCUAUCAGUGGAGAGAUAUCUCACAAGCAAAAAUCUUCUUAUUGAAUUUCACCAGCCCCCUACUGAAGAAGUUAAGAAGGAACUCACCGAGAAAGAUGUCCAAGAAGGUUUUGAUAUAACACUUACAAAGCAUAAGGGCCAGUAUGCUUUACGGAAAUUGUACCACGAGAGCUCAAGGAUUAUUUGUGUACUAUAUACAUCACCAACAUGUGGUCCAUGUAGGACCUUGAAACCGAUUCUUAGCAAGGUCAUCGAUGAAUUUGACCAGCAUGUACACUUUGUUGAAAUUGAUAUUACUGAAGAUCCAGAGAUUGCUGAGGCAGCUGGAAUUAUGGGUACUCCAUGUGUACAGUUUUUCAAGAAUAAGGAAAUGCUCAGGACUGUAUCAGGUGUCAAAAUGAAGAGAGAGUAUAGGGAGUUGAUUGAAGCAAAUAAAUGAAGGCUUUUUUGGUUAAAUCUUUGUCAAAUCUCCAUUUUUUCAGUUGAUUUUUCUAAUGCAUGGUACGCAAAUCAAUUUUUCAAAAGGGUUAAAUGAACAACCGCCCAAUACCUUGUAUUAGCUCAAUAACAAGUAGCAUUCUUACAUCGAAUGUUCUGUGUGUCACAAAUUUUCUAAAGCGCAAGAAACUGAGAUUACUUUCCCUUC